AUGGACUCCUCCGAUAACUCCUUGUCAUAUUCCUGGGAGGACAGUCCGGCGUACCGCAACCGCACGUAUCAAUUCCGCACCCAAACCCUCUUCUUCAUCUUCGUCACCGUCAUCCUCGUCUUCGUGCUCCUCUACAUUUACGUCCAAUUGCGCUACUGCUUCUGCCCACCGCCGCCCUCCGCGGAGGAGCCUUCGGUGCAUUCCCUCGACGCCGCCGCCAUCGACAGCUUGCCGGUGACCGUGUACCGGUCGACCGCCCCACAAGCGGGAGAAACCGCGGAGUGCAGUAUAUGUCUUAGCGCGUAUCAAGACGGCGACAGAGUUAAGGUUUUGCCAGAAUGCGGCCACUCUUUUCACCGCCAGUGCGUCGAUCGGUGGCUUAUGACUCAGGCGAGCUGCCCCCUUUGCCGAUCUUCUCUCCGGGCGGAUCACGCGAGGGCCGACUCAGCCCUUUAG
Malania oleifera is the source of this 456-nucleotide messenger RNA. RefSeq names its product RING-H2 finger protein ATL66-like. NCBI's taxonomy places the organism in Eukaryota, Viridiplantae, Streptophyta, Magnoliopsida, Santalales, Ximeniaceae. The coding region runs from base 1 to 456 and encodes 151 amino acids. The record is from RefSeq and is a predicted model, not a curated record. The transcript has a single exon.